Penicillium odoratum is the source of this 1449-nucleotide messenger RNA. RefSeq lists its product as uncharacterized. Lineage: Eukaryota; Fungi; Ascomycota; Eurotiomycetes; Eurotiales; Aspergillaceae. The record is from RefSeq and is a predicted model, not a curated record. Bases 1 to 1449 code for a protein of 482 amino acids. The transcript has a single exon.
AUGGAUCAUCCCUUGUUCGUUGCCCAAGAGGCCUUGUGCUUUUACCCAAUCAGCACCAUAUACGACUCUUGUCCUCGCUACCUCUUUUAUGCCCUCCUCCUGGCCAGCUGUAUCACACGAUGGACAGGAUGGCUUGCGAACGUAUUUUUGGGGGCUGCCGCGACGUAUGCUGGCACGGCGGCAAUCGAAGCUUUCAUCUUGGUGGCAAGCGAUCGGAAAGUUCAGGCACCCGUCCCCGUCACUAUUCCACUCCUCACCGAGAACAGUACGCUGCGGAGCAGUUUUCCACAGCUCGUUACCCAGACGAAUCAGAUCUUUCUCCAGCCCACUGCGCUUGAUCUCGAUGGCAAUGCCGUCAUGGCAAUCGUCGUCACCGGCUACCUGGUCUUUCUCCCACUGCAAUGCUGGUCCCGUGUGUUGACAGAAGAGCGUGCUCGAAAUCUUCUCUUCUAUCUCUGGAAUAUCCUGAUGCUCGCGGGAUCUAUUUGCGCUCUGAUAUACGUCGCGAAUAAGAGUGAAACUCCAACGCAGUACAUGUUUUGCUACCCCGACAUCCCGCCAUACGAGUCCACCUCCAGUGAUGGGUGGCAGGACUCCUGGAGAACGUCGACUUGGAACGCUAGUGUGUGGAAGAUAUUUUCGAAUAUGACGACAUGGGGCGAUAUCGGUGACAUCUGCUAUAACCCUUGCUUCAACACCAGCCAGACUCUUCGGCAGCCGACCUCGUUGGAAUCGUGGGUUCCGGAGGAGGGAUCGGAGGUUUCUCUUGGGAAUCGCUUCUUGAAUAAGCUCAUAUAUUCGAAGCGAUACAUCUACAGUCUGAUUAUUCUGUGCUUCGUGCUGAAUCUCAUUCUUUUGACUUUCAAGUUCCUCCCAUACAAGUCGAGGAUUCCAUCUGCACAGAUUGUUGUGAUUUGGAAGACGAGGAAGAUUAUUUGCAAAGAUUUCAAGGACGAGCUGAAUCAAUCGCUCUCGACACCGGUUAAUGGAGUCGAACGGAAGGGACUGUUGCCCACAGUCAAUUCAUCUUGCUGGCGCCGCAUCCGACCUGUCUUCACCAUUCGCUUCCUCAAGGCAUCCCUGCGCAUUAUCGCCGACUUGACGAUUCUCUUUGGCCUGGUAUUCAGUAUGGUUAUCAGCCCACUUACCAUAAUUGCUUUCGUAAUCUGGAUCGAAUGGUGGAUCCACAAUGAUGGCCCGUCACAGGAAAACCCACAGCAAGUUGGCCAGUGGUCAUACUUGGUAUCAAUUGCUUUGCUUUUGAUAUCGGCGGCGAUCCUCACGUUGAAAUAUCGAAUCGCUUCUGCGUCAGAACUGGAUAAUGAGAUAGCAAUGUUGAGAAAGCAGCUUGCAAGGUUGGAGAAAAGAAGAGAUGCACGGAUGGAGUUGGAUUCAGCUUCAUUGACGCCAGAUACUAGAGACGCUUCAGCAAACAACCGUGAAGGUUGA